CAACGCACAAGCCACCGGAAGUUUAAUCUUCGUAGCGUUCAUGUGGGUCUCUGUUAACAACAAAGUGUGCUGAAUUUCUGUUACCGUUUGAAUACAGAUAUACACAAACUUUAGAUUAAAGCAUGUCCGAUAACGAAGAUAACUUCGAUGAUGGAGAUUUUGAUGACGCCGAGGAGGAUGAGGGGUUAGAUGAUCUGGAAAACGUGGAAGACGAUGACCAGGAGAACGUGCAGAUCCUCCCCGCAGGGGAGGGCCAGCAGGCGAACCAGAAGAGGAUCACAACUCCAUACAUGACCAAAUAUGAACGGGCCAGAGUGCUGGGAACACGAGCUCUGCAGAUAGCGAUGUGCGCUCCAGUUAUGGUGGAGCUGGAGGGAGAAACAGACCCACUGCAAAUAGCUAUGAAAGAACUUAAGAGCAGAAAGAUCCCCAUCAUCAUCCGCAGAUACCUUCCCGAUGGGAGUUAUGAGGACUGGGGCUGUGAUGAGCUCAUCAUCACUGAUUAAACAACUUAUCUACCAGAUCAGUUGGUGCUGGUUCACAGCCACCGUCGUAACUGGUGUGGCAGCUACACAAAUGCAGUGGAGGCGUCUCCUACAUGUCCAGUCCCAGAUUCAUUCAACAUUAAUCUCCGGUGACUGCACAGGAGGUGAACAGUCUGAGGCUACUCAACGACUCGAAAUACUGCAAAACAAAUUAGUAUGUUGUUUAUAGGCUUAUAAUCUUAUGAAUGGCUUUAUUAUGUUCCCAGUCUAAUUCUGUUGCUCCUUACAGCCCGUCAUUGUUUUAAGCUGGUAGCUACUGAACUCAUUGUUUUAACCGCUGCAUUACUCUUAAGAGCCACAAGAGGGAAAUGGAACUUAGUCAAAAACUUAUAAGUUUUACAGAAGCAUCCUGUGUUGGAAGUACACCAUUUGUGUUUUUGAAAAGAGGCGAUAUGUAUGAAAGUACUGUUUUAUUGUGUUAAAUAAAAUGUUUUGUAUAAA
Molecule: messenger RNA, 986 nt
Organism: Archocentrus centrarchus (flier cichlid)
Lineage: Eukaryota; Metazoa; Chordata; Actinopteri; Cichliformes; Cichlidae
Gene: polr2f
Product: RNA polymerase II, I and III subunit F
Exons: 5
Coding region: 123-506 (127 amino acids)
Biological process (GO): transcription by RNA polymerase II; transcription by RNA polymerase I; tRNA transcription by RNA polymerase III
Cellular component (GO): RNA polymerase II, core complex; nucleus; RNA polymerase I complex
Molecular function (GO): DNA binding
Source: RefSeq, a predicted model, not a curated record